AUGCCGUCGCUCGGUUUCCUCAAGAAGAAGCGUACCAAGGACUCGCAAGCGUCCGAGCAACAGGUAACUUCGCGAUCCUCCGGCUCUGCCACCACGCCCAUCACACCCACCCUCUCCUCCAAGAACAGCAAGGUCUACUCCGAGCCCGACCACACUUCCACCUCUGCAGACACUCCCCAGCAAUCCUCCACAGCCGUUGCGCCUACCACCCCGAAACCGGAUGCCCCAAUGGGCGCCCAGGUGCAGCCGUCCAUCCAGAACCUCAUGAACCAGCCGGGCUACACCGCGUCGCAACAUGACUCUGCCUUCUCCGGCAUGAGCGCCAACAACAAUGUACCCGUGAUCAAUGCCCCGACCAGCAAGCCGACCACGAAUCCCCUCCGAGAGACAAAGGGCAAGUACACCUUGGCCGACUUCCAAAUAUCACGUACCCUGGGAACUGGCUCAUUUGGAAGAGUGCAUCUGGUACAGAGCAAGCACAACCAGCGCUUCUAUGCCGUCAAGGUGCUCAAGAAGGCACAGGUGGUGAAGAUGAAGCAGGUAGAACACACCAACGAUGAGCGCAAGAUGCUGCAAAGAUGUCGGCAUCCUUUCCUCAUCACACUCUGGGGCACCUGGCAGGAUUCCAAGAAUCUGUACAUGGUCAUGGACUUUAUCGAGGGAGGUGAGCUGUUCAGCUUGCUCCGGAAAUCCCAGCGUUUCCCCAACCCUGUCGCCAAAUUCUACGCCGCUGAGGUCACCCUGGCACUCGACUAUCUACACAGCAUGAACAUCAUCUACCGAGAUCUCAAGCCCGAGAACCUGCUCCUGGAUCGACAUGGUCACAUCAAGAUUACAGAUUUCGGUUUCGCGAAGGAGGUGCCGGACAUUACCUGGACUCUCUGCGGAACGCCGGAUUACCUCGCGCCCGAAGUCGUGAGCAGUAAAGGAUACAACAAGAGCGUUGACUGGUACGUGGCAUUUCAUGUGCCGAGGCUGCAGUCCGUACUAAUAUAGACACAGGUGGAGUUUGGGUAUAUUGAUUUUUGAAAUGUUGGCAGGGUUUACACCUUUCUGGGAUUCUGGAUCGCCUCUCAAGAUCUACGAAAACAUCCUCAAGGGCCGCGUAAAGUACCCUCCGUAUAUCCACCCCGAUGCCCAGGAUCUUCUGGGAAAGCUCAUUACAGCCGAUCUGACGAAGCGAUUGGGCAACUUGCACGGAGGCAGCAAGGACGUCAUGAACCACCCGUGGUUCGCAGAAGUCACAUGGGAGAGACUUGCAAAGAAAGACAUUGAUGCGCCAUACGUGCCGCCAGUCCGAGGAGGAGCGGGUGAUGCAAGCCUUUUUGACAAGUAUCCAGAGGAGACAGAAGCCUACGGGCAAGCAGGCGAGGAUCCGUGAGUGUUCGCAGAGCAAGAUUGAAAAGCACAUGCUGACAACACGACAGACACAAGAACCUUUUCCCCGACUUCUAA
This is a messenger RNA of Lecanosticta acicola, 1455 nucleotides long. NCBI's taxonomy places the organism in Eukaryota, Fungi, Ascomycota, Dothideomycetes, Mycosphaerellales, Mycosphaerellaceae. The record is from the annotation of a GenBank genome assembly.